Mytilus trossulus (common blue mussel) is the source of this 5350-nucleotide messenger RNA. RefSeq names its product syndecan-3-like. The transcript is spliced from 9 exons. Gene Ontology annotation, cellular component: cell surface; membrane. Gene Ontology annotation, biological process: cell migration. The record is from RefSeq and is a predicted model, not a curated record. Bases 226 to 1413 code for a protein of 395 amino acids. NCBI's taxonomy places the organism in Eukaryota, Metazoa, Mollusca, Bivalvia, Mytilida, Mytilidae.
AAUUAUUUUAGAAAAUUGGAAUCACAUGUGAGUAAAUCGUGCAGUUCUAAAAAUAUCGCGGAGGAAUAUACCAAAUAUUAAUAGUUCCGGAAGCCAUUGGGGGAAGUGUCGAGGGGAUAUAUACAAGUAACAAUAAGUGUUUAUUUCCGAUUUAUUGAGGAGUAUACUUACGUGAGAUAGAUACAAGGGAUCAUCAUUUUAUUCUGAUUAUUGAUAAACGUUGUGAUGAAGUUACACAGUUCAAUGUGGAUUACAAUUUGUGGACUGUUUUUAUUUGUGUCCAUAUCAAAUUCUGAACAGUUUCCUGGUACAUCAUGGGGCACAGAGAAAAAGACUUAUAUAGAUAUAGAUACUGCACAUAAUGACUUUUUAGAAGAUUCAGGCAGUGGUCAUGAAAGUACGACAAAAGAUGAUACAACAGACGAUGAAGAUCUGAUAGACUUUGGAUCAGGGUCUGGAGAUGGAUCUGGUGUGGGAAAAGUCGAUCUUACCACAACAAAAGCUCCAACAACAAUAAAGAUGACAGCUUGUCAACAGCUAAGAUCAUCAACGAAAACUUUCUCUUCCGAUUUUUAUAUUCCUGAAUGUACGAUUACUGGUGAAUAUGAAAAACGGCAGUGUGAAGGUAAAGUCGGGUCUAAAAAAUGUUGGUGUGUAGAUUCUAAGGGAAGAGAAAUACCAGGAUCACAAAUGACAGAACCAGAGGUCCCAGAUUGUCAUGAAGGAAAAAAUUUGAAGCCUUGUGUUUUUGAACUAUUAAAGACAAGCAGUGGAUUAUUAGGAGCACGACAAGCGCGCUGUACGUUUGACGGAGAAUACGAAAAGGUUCAGUGUCAUGUGAGAGAAUGUUGGUGUGUUGACAAAAAUGGAAUUGAAAGAAUGGGAACACGAGUAUCCAUGUCAACCUGGCAGCAAUCUCUUGCUUGUGAAGAAACAAUAAAGGGAACAAUGGCUCCCCCAUUACUAGAAGUGACAAAGGCUCCCGAGACACCCUUCCCAUAUAACCCAGAAACUACCAAAAAAGUCGACGAUGAUAAACCAAUAUAUAAUCAUGGUGACAAAAGUGAUGAAACAGAUACUGAUGACAAAACCCCAACUUCUGUUGAUGUCAAUAUUGGAGGUGGUAAAUUUGAAACUGAAUCCGAAGACAACAGUAAUAUUGAUAAAUCAGAAAAUAUAAGACCAGAUAGACCAGAGGCUCAAAAAACAACAUUUUUACAGAUCAUGGCUAGUCCAGGAAUAUUAGCAGCUGUGAUUGGUGGAUCAGUGGUAGGAUUAUUAUGUGCCAUCUUACUGGUCAUGUUCAUAAUCUACAGAAUGAGAAAGAAGGACGAAGGAAGCUAUCCAUUAGAGGAACAAAGAUACACAAACUAUUCUUAUAUGAAGGCUCCAGAGAAAGAAUUUUAUGCAUAAACUGUACACACUUAACUUGGUGCACUUAAAAACAAUAUGUUCUAAAUAUAGAUCUGUUUUACGGGAAAGGGGACGUAAUUCAUAUAGGGGAAAAUGUAGCUAAUGUGAUCAUUUGAGCUUUAAAUAGUUUGAAUUCAAAACUGAGUUUUCAUACUAACAAAGAGAAAAUAAGUGUUUAAAAACUAAUUUAAUAUUUAUAUUGGUACAUUGUAUAUUCAGAUGAUGUAGCUAUGUGUACAAAUAUAUCUUCUGUUUUUUUCGAUACAUAUAAAUGUAUAUUAUUCAUUCUACAGUAUUUCGUUACUCAAAAAAAGUAAAGUUGCUUAUUAUGUGCAGCAUAACAACUUUAUUAAACAAACUGUAUGUUGGUGUAGAAUGAACAUUUAGUGGAUAUAAUUUUACAAUAUUUUACAUGUAGUAGUUAAUCAAAUCAAAUCAACAGUUGCACUCCAUAAAAUGUUGUAAGUAAGGGUUGAAUUAUAGGUCCUUUAAUAUUUUCAAUAUAUAUAUGAAUGAUAUGUAUUGUAAUGCCAUUAUAUUUGGUCACAAUGUGUGUUUCGUAGUAGUUUCAUCAGGAGUAGGAACUAUUUUAACUAUCAGGGAGAUUCAUCAGAAAGAUAAAACCUUUAUCUCAUUUUGGAUAUGCUGUAAGAUAUGCAUGGACGUGCUAGUGAUAAUACCUGCAUUAGAUAUAUGUGUGAUUUCAGUAGAUUGGAAAUACACAAGAUUGAACAAAGGAAUUUAGAAAAAUUUAUGGAAAAUGACGCCUUCAUCAACCAUGAUGAAGGCUCAAGAAAAAAAGUGAUUUUUUAGAAAGACGAUUUUUGUGUAUCUUAAUAGAAAGACGAUUUUUACUUUGAAAUUUUUUGUAAAUAUGUAACAAGAGAGUAAGAUUUUUAAAUUGUAUUUGUUUUAGUUUUAUAUUUAUAUGUUUUUUCAUCAUGUAGACAUUGAAAAUGUACAAAAUUGAUCAUGUAUGUCAUUGUAUGUAAUGUAUUAUUGGAAAAUUGAAAUUCAAUGCAAGAAAUCAUCGAGAUACUGAAAACUUAAAAAAUAGAAAAAAUCCAAAAUUAAAAUUCUCUUUGAAAAAACUCAAACCUGUUACAUCAAGUCUUAAAUUUUGAGACACAAAAGAUGAGAUGGCUAUUGAAACAGUUAAAUCAUCAUGAUGACAAAAUAUGCGUGAUAAUAUGCAAUGAAUUUCAAUUUUUUAUUUUGUUUUAUAAUGUAUGAAUAACAUAGGAUUUUCUCUGUCAAGGUGGUAAAGUUUUAACAGAAAAAACUCAUGAACAAACUUUAUAGAUUUUAGAAUUUUGUUUUUACGAACUCCUUUUACAAAACAAUUGAAUUUUAUAUAAAUGUUAAUACUUUUUUACAAGACGACUUUUUAAGUUAGAAAAUGAUGUUUUAAUUUGGUUGUAAAAGUAUGCAAUAUGGUUUGUAUCUUUUAAACAUUUUGUGUGGUUUAAGGUUGUACCAAAUAAGUUAUAUUUUUAUUGAGUAUUUUUUAAAAUGAAUGAAAUUUUUACCAUCAUUGUUUCUUUUUAGACACACAUAUUUGUUUAACAUUGAUGUAAUAUUAUACAAGCAAACAAAAAAAAACAACAUAAGAAUAUGUAUUUUAACAAUUGUAGAAUAAAAUUUUAACUUGUUUUCUUUUUUUUCAUUUUUAGCAACAUUCCAAAAAAGAAAACAUUUAAUUUGAUUCAUUUAUUUUUGUUUGGAUACAAAGUAAAAAUACAAUAUAAACAGCAGACUAUCUAAACAAACUUUAUUCAGAAAAGUCGAAAGAAUUUUUAAAGAUUUUUUUAAUGCACUAAAUGUGUUUUUUAUAAGUUACUUUGUGCCUGCUUUAAAAUAAUCUCAGCUGUGAUACUUUGGAGAUGUGAAAGAUCACAAGAAUCUUGAAAUUCUAAAAUUCAUUUAUCAAUAUAAAAUUUUUAUCCAGAUAAAAAAAUACUUCAUCAUAUCACUUAUAAAUAACAUAGGUGAUAGUUAUUUGUCAUACAGCAAUAAAUAUUUGAUGUACAUGUGGUUGCUGUAUGAACUUUGAACUUCCUUUGAGGUAAACCACAGGAUUUUAAUCUGCAUGUUAGUCAUAUAGACAAUUAUGUCACUUUAUGAAUAUCUGUAAAAAAAAAUCUCUCUUUUCAUCUUUACCUUAAAGAUCUUAGGGGUUCAAAUGAAUACAACACAAAAUUUUCAGAAAAAGACUUUGAAGAGUUCUGAAAUGAAGCGAAACAAACAAAAUUGGUGUUUUUUAUUUGUGAUUUGACACAAGUUUUUAUGAUAGUGCUUAAAAUAUUUGAUACAAACAUAGAAUGUACCCAUAGUUAGAUCUAUUUAUAGAACAGGGAAGUAAUAUUGUAAUUUUGUUUGAUUUAUAUGUUGACAGUUUUUCACUUGUAUCAGAACAAAAGUGAUUUUAUUUACAUGGAAGAAUAGAAAGGACCAAAUUAUAUUUGUUUCUUGCAGAAGAGAAAAUUUCAGUUUAUCAUUUUGUACUUUGAUAUAGUAACCUUUUGUCAGACAAUUGACACUCAUAACUUUUUGGAAUCUAGAUUGCAACAAAUUGAUAUAUAAGACUUGUGUUAAACAAAACUUUUGCUAUAAUAACAAAAUCUUAAAAUAAAAAAAUCUUGAAAAAUCUGAAAAAUGUCAACAUAUGAAUAAUUUUAAUUAGGGCAAAUAAUGUUUAUGUAUUGUUGUUUUAAUCUACUAUAUUUUACCAAAUGAACCAUUGUUUAAUAAUAUUUCAAAACAAGUAAACUUAAAAGAUUUGUGUGUAUAUAUAUUGAUAAUCCCACCGAAAAUUAUUGGAGAUAUUUUUUCCUAUAACCACAACAUGUCCUGUACAUGAAAAUGAUAAUAUGAUUUACAAAUGAGAAAAAGAUAACAGCUUAUCUUAAAGACAUCAAGGAAUAAACUUUCAAAACAAUAAAAAAAAACUCAACUUAUAAUUUUUGAGCCUGUAAUUUUGAACAAGAUUGUUUCAAGGAAUACAUAGGAUUAUAGGGAAAUAUAUCUCCCAAUGAUUAUGUCUUGUUUUUUAAAAGAUGAACAAAAGCAGCAUUUUUUUAACAGUUGGGUGGUUUUAUAAUUUCAUUUCACACAUCAACCAUAAUUGUUUUUAGUGAAAAACCUUAUGAAAAAUGUGAGUUAUAAAUACAAAUUUUCUAAAUACCAAUAUUUUAUUUUGUGAUAUUAUUUGUGUUGUUGAGUUACUUUUAGAACAAAGACUAAAACCUUCUAUAAGGUUACCAUAACUUUCCAUAGAAAAUCAGGUCCAACGAAGGUCAACAUGGUCCAAGGUCAAAGUUGGUGUGUUUUUACAAGCCAGUCACAUUUAAUUUCCAGGACUUAUGUCUUUUCAGUAAAAUAACUUAAAGUAUGCUGUUUAAAUAAUAAUUAAACACAUGUAUUGCUUGUCUCCAUAUGAGCCUCCUUUAGUUAGGAGCACCAUCAUGAGUUACGGCAUAUACAUAUACUAAUGUUAUGUAAAAUAAAUUUGCAAUAUUUUUGCUUGUUUACCAACAAUAUAAUUUUCUAUGAUACUUAUUAUUACCAUGAUGUCACAUUUCUACAUGAAUGCCUUAACUUAAAAUGUCUACUUAAAUUUGCAAUUUGUUCUCAAAGUAAAAAUCUCUACUGCUACUUUAUCGGUUAAUGAUUUUAAAAAAUUACAAUUAUUGAAGACUUUUCACCAGAUCCAUUUUACUUAAAAAUAAAGAGUUAAAAGCAAGACAUUUGAAAUAUUUACCAAAAUUUGCCGUGUAUAAAUUAUAGCAUUAUAAUCUACCUCUUACUAAUUGAGAAUAACUAUGUUGAUCUUCAAACUUCAUCUGUUCUGACGACCAUUCUGUUCUUCCAAAUAUAGUUACCUCAUUUUCAUAAACUGUACAUAAAUAACAUGAAAUAAAUGUCUUAUUUUCAAUAA